Messenger RNA from Drosophila teissieri, 799 nucleotides. It is a transcript of the gene Z600, whose product is annotated as protein Z600. The transcript has a single exon. The record is from RefSeq and is a predicted model, not a curated record. Lineage: Eukaryota; Metazoa; Arthropoda; Insecta; Diptera; Drosophilidae. Bases 449 to 721 code for a protein of 90 amino acids.
AGUCUUUUCCAUAAUAGUUAUGCACUUACAACGUCAAAUGUCAGAAUUUGACUCAGAGAUGUGUAUGCUCUAUAGUCUUAGGAGUUUUUACGAAUCCCUUUCUAAUUUAAAGCGAUUAGUAAAAGGCGGACUUUAUGGCGGUAGACUAAAACCCAUUACACAUAAAGCCGAAGUCCUGGCUACCUGCUCGCGUAAUUCUGAACGCAUUAAAACGGGAUUAGGGAAACUUUUCAGACGAAAAUUUAAUUACGAGCAGGUAGCGCCAUAAAAGUGACAGAUGUGGAAAACGGAUAAGCAGUAUUUUCCGCACAGAUAUUUAUGGCAGUCUUGAAAUUGCACACUCACAUCAAGGGGAUAUAAAGAGGGCCGGGGGCAAAAGGAAAUCAGUAGCGAGUCAGCAACGUCCAGCUUCACAUUAACUUCCUGAUCAACCGACCUAGUAGUAAUCAUGUCGUCGACCAAUGAAACCAACCAACUGCUGCAGCGCCUGAACAGCUUGAAAAUCGUGGAAACCCCAAAGGAGCAGAGGGAGUUGGGGAAACGCGAGUGCUACUCCCUGGACAGCAAGAAGUAUUCCCUGGUACCAGCCACCCCUAGCAGCGGAGGACUCGGAAAGUUCCAAACCGAACUCAAAAAACGUCGCAAAAACAAAGUGAAUCGCAUGUGCACUUACGAGGCUGACAAGCAAUUCAUCAAGGCACGCAAAUCAUUGAAUUUCUAGUCAUAAUACGAACCGAUGUAAUCACCUUAGUCAUAAGCAGCAUUGAUUUCAAAUCGUACAAGUCACAUUUUUUUUCAC